CCGCCCCUCGCACGAGACCUUUUUAAAAAAGCGCGGGCCCGCCUUGCGCAGGCGCACUGCCGCUUGAACCUUAGCCGCGCAUGCGCAGUGGUGGUAGGAUGGCGGAGGUGGUCUCGUUUGCAGUUCCCAGCGAAAGCGACAAAACCUUGCUGGUGUGGGAGCUGAGUUCUGGGCCCACGGCCGAGGCUUUGCAUCAUUCUCUGUUCACAGUAUUCUCCCAGUUGGACCUUCUGUAUUCGCUCCGAGUCUUCCCAAACGCUGCAGUGGCCCGUCCUGGUUUCUAUGGCAUCAUCAAGUUUUAUUCUGCAAGGGAUGCUCACAGAGCUCAAAUGGCAUGCCACGAGAAGCAUCUUUUUCAGAAGUCUCCAGUGCAGGUUCGUCUGGGCACCAAACAUAAAGCAGAUCAACAUCAGGCCCUUGCCCUAAAUAGCUCCCAGUGCCAAGAAUUGGCAAAUUAUUACUUUGGUUUCAAUGGAUGGUCAAAAAGGAUCAUCAAGCUUCAGGACCUUUCUGACCUCGAAGAAAGAGAAAAUGAAGAUGCUACGGUACCACUUGAGAAGCAGAGCCUGAAAUUCUUCUGUGCUUUAGAGGUGGUGUUGCCGUCCUAUGAGUGCAGGAGUCCUAGAGUUGGCAUGGCCGAGGAGCCUUUGGAGAAGCUGGAAGAAGGGCCAUUAUCAGUUCUGAUGAAAAGGAAAACAACCCAGAAGCUUGCUAUUCAGAAGGCUGUGUCAGAUGCAUUCCAGAAACUGUUGAUUGUGGUUUUAGAAAGUGGUAAAAUAGCUGUGGAAUAUAGACCCUGUGAAGAGAUUACAGAUGCCAGAACCGAAGAGGAGCUCCAGGAUUUAAUUCAAGUCAGCUACUUUUCUUGGAAGCAGGAUGGCCCAGGGGAGGAAGAAUGUCUCUCGGAUUUAAGCUUUGAAGAGGCCGAGUUCAAACCGCCAGAAUUGGACUAGCGUUUUUUAAUUUCCUGGGAUGCCGGGUCCUGUGGCGUCCUUGGGAAACUGCCCCCUGUCCCCUUCCACCCCAGAGCUGCUGGAGUCCGGGCCCAUCCUGCCUCGCUGUGAGCCCCAGGAGGUGGUUGUGCCCUUCGUAGGGGGAAGGGAGGCUUGGGCCCUGGUGAUUCUGGAAAAGGGGCUUGCUCCGAGGGGCGCGGUGCCCCUCGGCGCUGAGCUAAUAAAGGUAGCGUAAUAAAGGGUGGAAUGUA
Mirounga angustirostris (Northern elephant seal) is the source of this 1204-nucleotide messenger RNA. Its product is annotated as RAD52 motif-containing protein 1. The coding region runs from base 81 to 953 and encodes 290 amino acids. Lineage: Eukaryota; Metazoa; Chordata; Mammalia; Carnivora; Phocidae. The record is from RefSeq and is a predicted model, not a curated record. Gene Ontology annotation, molecular function: RNA binding. The transcript is spliced from 7 exons. Gene Ontology annotation, cellular component: nucleolus.